Messenger RNA from Notolabrus celidotus (New Zealand spotty), 6109 nucleotides. It is a transcript of the gene slitrk5b, whose product is annotated as SLIT and NTRK-like family, member 5b. Lineage: Eukaryota; Metazoa; Chordata; Actinopteri; Labriformes; Labridae. Bases 388 to 2991 code for a protein of 867 amino acids. The record is from RefSeq and is a predicted model, not a curated record. The transcript is spliced from 2 exons. Gene Ontology annotation, molecular function: protein binding. Gene Ontology annotation, cellular component: membrane. Gene Ontology annotation, biological process: positive regulation of synapse assembly; axonogenesis; regulation of presynapse assembly.
GUGCGUGCCUACGUGCGUGCGUGAGAGGGAGAUAGAGAGAGAAAGAGAGAGCGUCCACACAGGGAGAGAGAGAGAGAAAGAGAGACAGGGGGAGUAAGCAACUUUGUUACCAGGCAUAGCUGUGUCUCCUCCGGCGCAGCGUGGCUAAAAGAGAAGCAUUUGGCAGUUAUGGUUGAUCAGCGAUUCUUGCAUCCUCUCCGGUGCGUUAGAGAAGUAUGCGAACGCGCUCGCGUUAAAUAGAUCCUGUUUCCUCUUUCGCCUUCACGGAUUAAGAGAUGAGAGACGCGCCGAAACACCUAACGAGCCUACAUCUUCAUCAAUGUGCGUGAGAUGACAUUGAGGAUUUCUUAGCCGGACUGUGAGCUUGGCCAUCAUUUUCGCAGGAAAAUGCAUCUUUGGAUUACGUUUGUUUUGCUAAGUGCAACGUCAGUGUGCACUGUGGAGAUGUUUGGCAGCUAUGGAGAGAUUUGUCAAAGACUGUGUGCCUGUGAGGAGAGAGAGGGGAUACUGACAGUGAGCUGUGAAAACAGAGGAAUUGAAAGUCUCUCAGACAUAAGCCCAGUGUACUUCCCCCAGUAUCAUCUGCUGCUUACAGGGAACAGGCUGAAAAAGCUGUCUGCCAAUGAUUUUGUCGACUACAAAGGACUUACAAUACUACAUCUUGGAAAUAACGACAUAUUUGAGGUUGAAGCAGGAGCUUUUAAUGGACUUCAGGGAUUAAAACGAUUACAUCUCAACAAUAACAAAAUCGAUGCCUUGAGGGAAGAGUUUUUCUUCGGACUUGAAAGUCUGGAGUAUCUUCAAAUUGAUUAUAAUUCUAUCACUCAUGUGGCGACUAAUGCCUUCAGCAGACUUCGACAACUGGAGGUCCUGAUCCUAAAUGACAACUUAAUAUCGACUCUGCCUGUGAACAUUUUCCAGUAUGUGCCGUUGACUCAUUUGGACUUGCGGGGGAAUCAACUGAAAGUGCUUCCAUACUCGGGUCUGCUGGAGCACAUGAACAGUGUCGUGGAGCUGCAGCUGGAGGAGAACCCAUGGAACUGCUCCUGCGAGUUAAUUGCUCUGAAAACCUGGCUGGAGAGCAUUUCUUACACAGCUUUGGUCGGCGAUGUUGUUUGCGAGUUCCCUUUCCGGCUUCAUGGGAGAGAUCUCGAUGAGGUAUCAAAACAGGAGUUAUGCCCGAGGAGAGCCAUCGCUGAAUACGAGAUGCCACCACUGCCACAUCUGAGCACCGAUGCAUACCAUAGGACACCGCCAUCUUUAGUCACGGCUUCCUUAACCUCAUCUGGGAUUGCACGGUCCUCAUCAAGACCCACAAAGGGACCACGCCAGUCAGGAAAAUUAAAAUCAAGACCGACUGCUCGUAGCCCGUCGAACAAACCACAAAAUUAUGGCCAGAUCAUUUCAUAUCAAACCAAAUCCCCUGUGCCUUUAGACUGUCCAGCUGCCUGUACCUGCAAUCUCCAAAUUUCAGAUCUAGGUUUGAAUGUGAACUGUCAGGAGCGGAAGAUUGAGCAUAUCUCUGACUUAGAACCCAAACCUUAUAAUCCCAAAAAGAUGUACCUUACAGGGAAUUACAUCCCGGUGGUUCGUCGGUCAGAUUUCAUUGAGGCAACUGGAUUAGAUUUGCUUCAUCUUGGUAACAAUCGGAUUUCUCGGAUCCACGACAGAGCUUUUGGUGAUUUGACACAUUUAAGGAGACUUUACCUAAACGGGAAUCUGAUCGACCAUCUUACAGCUGGUAUGUUCUACGGUUUGGAGAGCCUGCAGUUCCUAUAUUUAGAAUACAACGUCAUUAAAGAGGUUACUGCUGACACCUUUCAGAAUGUGCCCAAACUUCAGCUUCUUUUUCUGAACAACAACCUUUUAAAAACACUUCCAGUAGGAUCAUUUAUUGGCCUGACGUUAGCCAGACUAAAUCUUCGGAACAACCAUCUGAGGUAUCUGCCGGUUAGUGGGGUCUUAGAUCAGCUUACAGCCCUGGUGCAGGUCGAUUUGUACGAGAAUCCUUGGGAUUGCUCUUGCAGCAUACUGGAGCUGAAGAUGUGGCUUGAGCAGCUUAGCACAGGCACAGUUGUAAACAAUGUCAUCUGUGGCUCCCCUAAGAAGCUAGCUGGGGAGGAUAUGAGAUACAUCAAGACAGCUAAUUUCUGCCCUAAUAACUCUGAUGUACUUGCCUCCAUGAUCCCACCCUCAGAAGAAUCUUUUCCUGGCAGCACUAUCACCAUAGAAACAUCCUUGGACUCAGACACACAAUACAGCACCAUCCCUUUAUCUGUGAUGAUUCUUGCCCUUCUCCUCAUGUUCAUUGUGUCCGUGUUUGUGGCUGCGGGAAUGUUCGUGGCAAUGAAAAAGAGACGACAAAAGAGUCAAAACAAGCAUAAUAACUCGAUGAAUGCUUGCAUCAGCUCACUUAACAUUGAGUAUGGCCUCUACAAAAAGGGAGCCAUUCCCAAAGUCAGGACAUCUGCUGGGCAUGUAUAUGAGUACAUCCCACCUCCUGCAGACUCCACAUGUAGAACUGCUGCCCACACCCCCACAAGCAGCAAGUCCGUGGAUGGACUCAGAGACUUCGACGAGUUGAGCGGCCCUUUUCUGAGUAACUUGGAUGAAGAGGCAGCCAGUAAUGUGAUAAGCUCAGAAUACAGUGCCGCUACUCCAGAGCCUCUUAAUAAGCCCUCCACCCCCCACCAAGAUGAUCUGUGUUACUACAGGGACGUACUAGAGCCUGACAAGCACACACGCUACAGCAAUACAUUACCAUGCAAGCAUACGGCGCCCUCGUCGAGUCAGUAUACCUCAGACUUUGAUGCAAGGCAUCAGUAUGUCCCCCCGGACAGAGUGCAACAGACAAUACUGUAUUGUACAGCACCAAGUACUGUAUAUGUGGAGCCCAACAGGAGUGAGUACUGGGAACUGAAAGCAAAGCUUCACAUUGAUCCAGAUUAUCUUGAGGUUCUAGAAAAACGAACAACUUUUACACAGUUUUGAAAGACUGAGCCACAGGAUGGCCUGCAUGGAUGCACUGAUGUAAUGUGUCCAUCUUAAUCAGGAAACAGACCAUGUUGAAACAGACUCUGAGAGCUGCAGUUUGCAUUUCUUAGUAUCACGCCAUACAGGAUUGAAUAUUAAAGUGGAACACUACUCAUCGGAGAAUCACUUAACCCUUGAUCCCUGUGGUGUUACACAGUGUGUUUGAAUUCUGUAAAUAUGAACAAGCAACCAGAGAUUCAGGGCUCUUCUGACUCACCGCGCCAUAAAAAUACACCCUGAGGCUGCGUCAUUGACAAUAAUGAGAGUCAGAGAUUUCACCUCAGAUUAGCUACAGUCCAUGGGUGUUAAUGAAUCGAGCAUAUCUCCUCUAAUCCCAAAAUAAAUCAGGAUUUUCUUACAGUUAUAUUUUCUCCUAGUUCUGUCUUUUCAGAUUUAUUCAAACCGAAACUCAUACAUGAGACUAAAUUGAAUUAAUUCCGCAACUUGAACCUUGGUGUAGGUGUUUAAAAAAAAAGGUCACGUGGCCUUCACAUCUGUUUUGGAAAGUGUGCAUCAGUGAAAAAUGACAGAUUUAGUGAGGUGGUUUGUCUCCCAGAAUGCACAGCUCUGGGAUGAUCAUAUUAAAUGCAUGAGGUUAUAAAAUGAAUUUGGAUGUAAUACCAUAAAUCAUAGAUUAUGAAGCCAGUAAAUCUCUGCUCUCUCUCUCUUGUAUGCAGAUUUUGGGGAGAAUAACUCAUGUAUCCUGCAACUAAACUGACCCAGUGCUCAAACUGUAAUCUGGUGGUUGUGGUGAAACUGCAGAGCCUCCCCCAACUCCCAAACCACUGCACUUGUGGAUUGUGGACACAUAUUGCACUUUUAUUGAGUUAAAUAUUUAUGUAUUGAAACUGUACUCCGAAAUGUAACUAAGACACUAUAAUCCCCACUGUGUCCAGAUGGAUUGCAACUGAAGCAGGGUUAGAUGCAGGUCUAUAUCAUUAGUCACAAAUUGGUCACACAGCUUGAAAACAUGUUGUUGAAAACUGGUGAAAUGGUCCUUUUUUUUGCACCACAACCAAAGCUCUUGAGACAUAAAGAUCAGAUAAUAAUAUAUGCAAAAUUUGACCCUCAGAUGAAACACAUUAAAGCACAUUGUGCUUUAAUUUUUUCUACCUUUACAUCCUCUUAAUCAUUUGUUUUCAAAUGCCCUCACUUAUUGUCCCAGUUGCAAUGCAUUUGAGUAGAUGUGCAAUAUAACAAGAGUCUAUAUUACAUCCCCAUAUACCCAUAACAACUCAAAUCUGUCCACAUGAUACAUUUUAAAUCACUAUUUUUAUACAAAUAUGUCUUUUAUUUCAGUUUUUCUGUUACGACAAAUGCACUAUUGACUUCUCCAGGUCAACAAUGAUGUCACUUUCUGAAAUGCACCGUAUGGAAACACAGGCACAUAGCCAUAAAAGUAGGUUUGAUAACCGCAUAUAUCAAAGUUACACAUGCUACAGAAUCUAGCACUAUGCAUAGAUAAAGAGUUAACAUGGACAAUCUGUACAAAAGCCAACAGUUCAUCCCUGUCUGUCACUAUUCAUAAUGCUCAUAAAUAAGGUAUUUUAUGAUGUGAUCACAACCCAUAACUGCUUAUUAGAGGUGGAACUUUCAGAGGUACUUUGUACCUAAUUAAGGAUGUUUUUUAAUUUUUCUAAAGCUUCAUAUGUUUGAAAUAACAGCCGCUUUAAGGGGAACUGAGUGGAUUCAUGUGUAUUGCAUAAGAGUGAUAAACACUGUCUCAUUAGCUGGCUUUGUUUGUUUCAUCUAUUUGGCGUGGGUAUGAAAUGUUUGAAGUGUGGCAACUUCACUGCAAUCAGCAAGUCUCACUUUCUCCCUUUUAAGUCUGAGGUUGAUGGGUAAUGUAACAAAAGGUGCAAAAGGUCUUUAUCAGCUUUCGCUGUUACAUGAAAAGCACAACGAAUGAAUGCUGUAGUUGAAUGAAUAGAGUGGUUUUUAUGCAUAAAUAUGUUCUAUGCUCUAUACUAAUCCUAACACAUCAUCCAGCCAUAAUGCAGUCUGAACAAUUUCUGGGUCAAUAGUGUAAGCCCAGAGAUCUGACUUCCCUUCAGAGUUUAAUACACAGAGUAAAUGCACAUCAUAUGCAGUAUUAUGCACUAAACCUGUCAUCUUAAGUCAGCUAAUUAGAGGAUACGGUGCAUCUGGAUCCUGUCUGCAUGUCAUCAUGUAUUACACUGCAGUAUUAGUCAUUCUUUUUACCCAGAAUGCAGGCAGGGUUCUUGCCUUUUACAUGUUCAGAGUCAUUUUGUGAUUAUUUUGUCACUUGACCUGUGACCGCUCUUCGGGAAGUCAUCAGAACAAAUGAAACAACACUAUAUGUGAAGGGGUUUCUUGUGGUAAACAGGAUGUUGCUGUGAAAUCAACGGUGGAAACAGGAAACACUUAAGCCUAAACGCAUGCACAGAUGGAAACACCUAAAAUGUUUUUAAUGUAAACAGUGGCCAAAUUUGUGUUAAUCAUUUCAGUUCUAAGCUGAUAUAGGUUUUAAAUUUUGUACAGCCAAUUCAACAAAUUAGAAGAUAACACGUCACAGCAAGGCGAAUAAAUGAGUUUGCCUGGGGACAAAAAGCCAACUGUUUUCACUUGUAUUUGUCAUGAUGAGUCUUUCUACCAAUUUUGCAAAGGUGGCUGUGUAUUGCAACAGUUUUUACUGUAAAUAACAGAAAUUUGUACAAUGUUGUCCUCUUUGAGCUUUUUGUAAUCAAUGACCAAAUGCAGAUUUCUGUCACAUAAAAUAAUACAAAUACUGCUAAUCCAAAAAUGUGUUCAAUUAAAAUGUAACUGUCCUGUGUUUAUGUGCAAAGAACAGGUCCAGUCAGUGUCUUAUUCUUAUUCUCAUGGUUGCUUUGUUUUGAUUUUCAUAUAAAACAGUACUUUUCUAUGUCAAACUCUGAUUGUAAAUAGAACACUUCAUCAGCAUUUCAAUGCAAACUUGCAUCGGCACUGAAAAGCAAAAACUGGUCUCCUAUUGCAAAAACACAGUGCGACUCUGAAUAUGUGGGGUAAAUAUAUCAACAAUGUGCUGUUUCUUUAGUUGUUAGCUGAUGAAUAAAAGAUAUGCAUUCAUUUGGUA